AUGACCAACCUAUCUUCAAAACCUAUUUAUUAUAUACCAUGUUAUAUUACUUUUCCUCAGGUUACUUUGGUUCAAAUGGUUCUAAUUUCUUCUUCUGAAGGUGAUUAUGUUCUCACUCCUGAAGAUCUUCCAAGUCCAUCUCCUUUGUUAAUUUAUACUGCUACUAUGGUACCCGAUUUAUAUAUUCCUGAUAAUCAAGAUGAAGAUGAUACCCUUAUAAGUAAUAAUGAUUCUAUUGAGCCUUCUCAUGUUCAACCUCAGAAUACAAAACCUAAUACUAAAG
This is a messenger RNA of Dentiscutata heterogama, 283 nucleotides long. NCBI's taxonomy places the organism in Eukaryota, Fungi, Glomeromycota, Glomeromycetes, Diversisporales, Gigasporaceae. The record is from the annotation of a GenBank genome assembly.